CUAGUGCCAUGGAUUUUCUGCUUCCAUCUUCCAUUUGUGCUCCAACUACAAUCUUAGCAUCUGUGCUUUUCCUCGUCUCUUUCGUAUGGAUAUAUAAAUACAAGGAGAAAAGCACAGCAAAGAAUAGAGGUCCUCCAGAAGCCCCCGGUGCAUGGCCAAUACUCGGCCACCUUCCCCUCCUAGGAGGGCCGCAACCGCCUCACGUAAUCCUAGCGAACAUGGCUAACAAGUACGGACCGCUCUUCACUAUCAAGCUUGGUGUGCAUCGAGCUCUUGUUGUGAGCAGUUGGGAUGUGGCUAAAGAGUGUCUCACCAGUACUAAUGAUAAAGCUUUUGCCAACCGCCCCAAAGCUUUAGCUGCAGAGAUUAUGGGGUACGACUAUGCCAUGUUCGGUUUUAGCCCUUACGGAGCUUACUGGCGCCAGGUGAGAAAGAUAGCCAUGCUACACAUCCUCUCUGGCCACAAGUUGGAGAUGCUGAAACACGUCCGGGAAUCGGAGGUGAAGGUAUGUACCAAACAUAUAGUUGAUAUGUGGGAGCGAAACAAAGGUGUCUCAAAUAAGGUGAUGGUGGAGAUGAGGAAGUGGUUUGGAGAUUUAACCUCAAAUGUCAUGUUAAGGAUGGUUGUUGGAAAGAGAUUUCUCGGUUUGGAGCAAGAGAAUGAAGAGAUUGAAUGCUUAAGAAAGGCGUUGAGGGAAUUUUUCAAAUUGGGUGGUGAAUUUGUAAUCUCAGAUGCAGUUCCAUAUCUAAGGUGGUUGGACUUGGGAGGAUAUGAGAAAGCCAUGAAGAAGACAGCUAAAGAACUUGACGGUGCGCUUCAGAAAUGUUUAGAAGAGCAUAAGCACAAGAGUAGUAAUUCUGUGCAACAUGUAAAUGGUGAGAAUGACUUCAUGGAUAUGGUGCUUUCUGUCCUUGAUGAUGAUUGUAUACAAGACUUUGGUGGUUCAGUUACUGCUGAUACUAUCUCCAAAGCUACUUGCCUGAGUGUUCUUCUAGGGGGGACAGAUACCACCGCAGUGACAUUAACCUGGGCACUUUCUUUAUUACUCAACAAUCCUGAAGUCCUGAAGAAGGCUCAACUUGAGCUAGACAACCAUGUUGGUAGGGAUAGGCAAGUGAAUGAAUCAGAUGUGAAGAACCUUGUCUAUCUACAAGCCAUUAUGAAGGAAACCUUGCGGUUAUACCCUGCUGCACCUCUAUCAGUACCACAUGAAUCCAGAGAAGACUGCACUGUAGGUGACUAUCAUGUAAGUUCAGGCACACGGCUUCUUAUCAAUCUUUCAAAGAUUCAGCGUGAUCCAAAUAUCUGGAUCGAGCCUUGUAAAUUCCAACCAGAAAGGUUUCUCACAACUCACAAGAAUGUUGAUGUUAGGGGUCAGAGUUUAGAAUUUACACCAUUUGGAACCGGAAGACGAAUAUGUCCAGGAAUCUCUCUAGCACUUCAAGUUACUCAACUUACACUAGCUCAUUUGCUACAUGGGUUUGAGAUUACAGCUCCAUCUGGUGAACCAGUUGAUAUGGGUGAGAGUUCAGGAUUAACAAACAUGAAGGCCACCCCACUGGAGGUCUUUCUUACCCCACGCCUACAUCCUAAACUUUAUGAAAAUGUUGACUACAAAUGUUCUUGAAUGUUAAGAAUUCUACUACUAUAUCUUUCUGUCACUAGCACCACAUAUAUUGUAAUUUUCAAGUCAUCUUAUCCUAAAAACUUUGAACUCUAGAAGCGGAUUAUAAGCACAUCUCAAGGGGAGAACCUCUGUUCUCUCUCUCCUCUUUUCUUUUUUCUUCUCUUCAUCUUCCCCUACCUUCGUGGUACAUCCCUCUACCUUCGUGGUAGUUCCUCUGUCCGGCGGUGGCAGGCAUGGUUUUAUUUUCCUUUCCUUCUCUAAAUCCCUGUUCCAAAUCUCCAUAAUCCUUCAAUUUCAGAUUACCCAUCCUCUGAUGACUACAAUUCUUCCCACCACAGUUCUUCCCCUUUCUUCAACUUUUUCCUCGUUUCUGUUCCAUUUCCGAUCCUCCCACUUUGUUCUCUCCUCUUCUUCUGUUCUUUCCUAUCUUUCUUUGUUCUAUUCCUCCAUUUCCCAAAUUCCAGAAUUUUCGUGUAUGUGAUGCACAUCAUCCUCACCCAUCAGGUUCAACGAAUGUUCAUCGAUUGUUAUCAGUGUUGUAUCGUAUAUCAUAUAUCAGCAUGUUGGCGAAUCCGCUCAUGCUGUUCUCGAUCUCUCUUUCUUUUUUCUUUUUUCUUUGGUUACCUUGUGGCCGGGCAAUUUUUUGCCUGGUUUUCUGAUGUUGGUGAUAGUUGAUGUUUUGUAUGGUGAUGGAAAUUGGGUCAUGGAUAUCUUAGGGUUUAUCUGGAUGGGUUCUGCGUAGCUUUUCCUGCGCUGGUUUGAUUUGGCUAGCUUUCAAGCUUUCUACGGCAGAUUUUGUGACGUCUCUGUGUCGCAGUCAACUCUGGGUUGCGACGGCGACGCCAACGAAACUCAUAGCUCAAUCUGUACCUGGGCUAAGGCUUGUUCGGCUUGAGGGGCUUGCUUUUUGUUCUUGGACCUGUUUUGGUUCUUAUCUUGUAAUUUAGUUUGUUUUUUAGUAUGUAAAUCUACUUGUUGAAGAAAUUAAAAAAGUAUCCUGUCUUCGACCAAAAAAAAAAAAAAAAAAAGUCAUCUUAUCCUGGCAAUAAUCUUAUAGUUUGUAUAAUACCAAUCACUUUCAAUAGUUUUGUACAGAUAAAGAAAAAGAGACAAAUAUAAACAAAAGGAUUAAAUUUAGUUUACCACCUCAAAUUUUAGAACUAAAAUCAGUUCAGUCCCUGAUCUUUUUUUUUAAUUAGUUCAGUCCCUGAUCUUUUUUUUUUAAUCAGUUUAGUCCAUGAACUUUCAGUUUUCAUCAGUCGUGUCUAAAUUUCGAAAUUGACUUCAAUGAUUACGUCACAAGCUGAGUUGGCCAAACAUGUUGGCCCAUUUUUACAGACUAUGAACCCCGUAGAAGGGUGUAAUGGACAUUUUCACAUUCCACCCUAAAAUUAAAAACAUAAACGCUCUAACAAUAGUGCAAUAGUGCAAUAGUGCAAAACCACGACUCUUCCUAUUUCUCAAAUGAAGGGUGAAAGGCUGAAAAAUGGGCCACUAUGUCCGCUCCAACUCACUAGAUGACAUCACAUUUCGAUCUAAAUUCAAAUUUUGGACUAGGGUGAUGCAUUUUGAAAGUUUGGGGACUGAACUGAUUUUAGCCCUAAAGUUUAAGGGGGUAAACUGAAUUUAAUCCUAAACAAAAAAUAGUAAAAGUAUAAAAGAAAACAACAGGGACCCUUAUUCCCUUCAUCUACAUAAAUAGGAAACAAAAAAGGAACCAUUGACCCUACUCUCAGAAAAGUGACUCAAUUUGCGACUGCAAAACAUAUUAAACCAAAAUGCAUCAUA
This is a messenger RNA of Fragaria vesca subsp. vesca, 3416 nucleotides long. Its product is annotated as cytochrome P450 82A3-like. Gene Ontology annotation, biological process: defense response to other organism. Gene Ontology annotation, molecular function: oxidoreductase activity, acting on paired donors, with incorporation or reduction of molecular oxygen; heme binding; monooxygenase activity. Bases 9 to 1628 code for a protein of 539 amino acids. The record is from RefSeq and is a predicted model, not a curated record. NCBI's taxonomy places the organism in Eukaryota, Viridiplantae, Streptophyta, Magnoliopsida, Rosales, Rosaceae. The transcript has 2 exons.